This is a messenger RNA of Neltuma alba, 1076 nucleotides long. Its product is annotated as vacuolar fusion protein CCZ1 homolog B-like. The record is from RefSeq and is a predicted model, not a curated record. Lineage: Eukaryota; Viridiplantae; Streptophyta; Magnoliopsida; Fabales; Fabaceae. The transcript has 7 exons. Gene Ontology annotation, biological process: vesicle-mediated transport. Gene Ontology annotation, cellular component: Mon1-Ccz1 complex; intracellular membrane-bounded organelle. Bases 284 to 940 code for a protein of 218 amino acids.
UAGGAUGCUUACUGAGUUGGCUUUCACCUGGUAAUCUGCGGUCUUGUCAGGGAGACUGGAAGGUGAGGCCGUGCAAACAUAAAAGGAUCGGUGAGGCUCUUGAUCCCAACAUCUAAAGGGAGAUCGGUGAGGCUAUCAAACCUUCACUUGCCGAUGCCUCGGUGAUGUCAGAUUGACGCUCGGCUCUUUUGCGUUAGAAAUCUCUUUGACGUUUGCACAGUGCACAUAUUUUGUUUUCUGGUGUUCUUUCUCUAUCUUACGUCAUUAGAUAUUGGAAAGGACAAUGGGUUUAUCAUCUGCUGCUGUUUCCAAGGAAGCCAUACAAUUAUGCGUAUUUGAUUUGAGGAGAGGACAGCAUGAAGGGCAAGAGCUGGAUAAGAUUUUGUUUUUCUUCCCAGCUGAUUUGCCCUUCUCUAAACAACUUUCUGUUAUUGGGCUUAGUGAAGGACUGAUUACAUUUACAAGGAUUUUCUCUCCAGAGGCUGCAUGUGAAGUCAUUGAAGCAGAAAGGCAUUCUCAUGUCUUUUACGAGGCAGAACCAGAUAUAUGGAUGGUGAUGGUGGUUGAGAAAAAUAAUGAUGCAGAAACUACAUGGCGGGAUGAUGCAUUGAGAAAGGUUCUCAAGGAAAUACACUCGCUUUUUGUUAUGUUUCAUGGAACUGUAAGGGCUAUGAUUGAGAAAGAACCUAGUGGAGGACUUGUCAGACGUCAUUUGUAUUCUUUUAUCAUGGAUUAUUUGAGGGCGUGUAAAAAGCGGUCUCCAUGGGAUAGUUGCUGCUGUGGUAAUGAUUUUCUUGUGGGGAAAAAGCUUCUUUUACCAUCAUUUCGUGAUUGUUUGAAGGAACGUGGGACUGUGCAGAUGUUGACAAUAGGUCGGGAGGCUGCUAUUGAGGUUCAGGUUAGAUGUAGUUUGAGCUAUUGUCAUAUACACGAGAUUUGAAACUACUGCAGUUAUUCUGAAUCUAGGAUGCUAAGCCUCCUGGAUUAUUAACUACUUAGAAUUCUUUCACAAAAUCUUCCUGUUCCCGCUGUAGUGGUGAUUUCAUUGCUUGCAGCAAUCAGCAGUUGGUCCCCAU